AUCCCCCUCCCCCCUAAUGGCUAAUUUAGCCGUUGUAAACCAAAAAAAUAAUUUAUUUUUUUAUAAAUUUCAAACUCCCCCCCUCCCAUUCUCACACCUUCAAUCUUCUUCACACAUUCUUCAAUUUCAAACUCUCCCCUCUCUUUUGAACAUGAAUCCUUCCGGCUCCGGCUUCUUUCUCGACAAUCUCGCGCCUCACGAUGCCGCGAUGUGGUAUUUCCAAGAAUUCGGGGAUCAUCCACCGAUCUUCGAGACGCAACAAUCGGGGUACGUCGAGCGAGAUUCGGUUCCGGAGACUCAACCGGAACCAUCCGGCUCCAAAAAAAGUACACGCCGGAAAAGCCACAAAGCAAAAGGCACGGUGACUGAGGCGGCACGGUCAAUCCAAAAGUGGACGCCGGAGGAGGAGUGCUUAUUGGCAUCGGCUUGGGUUGACGUCUCCGAGCAUCCUAUCAUUGCCCCAAAUAUGGGAAUUGAAACCUUGAACGGUGCGAAUUUUUCUUCAUGGAAAGAUUCACUGAUGCUAACUCUUGGCAUGUUGGAUUUUGAUUAUGCACUGAGAGAGCCUGCCCCUCCUGCCCUAACUGAUAAAAGUACUGUUGAAGAUAAAAUAGUACAUGAGAGAUGGGAGAGGUGCAACAGAAUGGCUCUUAUGCUCAUUAAAAAUUCCAUCAGCAUAAUCAUCAGGGGAGCUAUUCCAGAUUCAUCUAAUGCUAAAACAUAUCUGGCUUCUGUGGAGGAACAAUUUAAAGCAACUUCUAAGGCACAUGCGAGUACUCUUAUUUUGAAGAUGGUGACUACGAAAUAUGACGGGAAUAGCGGCAUUCGUGAGCACAUCAUGAUGAUGAACGACAUGGCCCGCAAGCUCAAGGGAUUAGACAUGGAGAUCAGUGAAGGUUUUCUGGUGCACUUUAUAAUGACUUCUCUUCCUGCAUCUUUUGAAGCUUUCAAGGUCAACUACAACACCCAGAAGGUCAAGUGGUCGAUGAAUGAGUUGAUUGCUAUGUGCGUACAAGAAGAAGAGCGUCUGAAGCUGGACAAACCUGAUGUGGCUUACCUCAUGACCGCUUAUCCAAAGAAGAGGAAGGGCAAUGUCGAUAAGAAGGAAGUUUCUAAAGUCCAGAAACGCGAUGCAAGUGCUUCUUCCAGCUCUAAGAACUCCAAAGGGAAGUCUUACUGCAAGUUCUGCCGCAAGGAAGGACAUAGACAGAAAGACUGCUAAGACUUUAAGGAGUGGCUGACGAAGAAAGGUAAUCAUCUUUACAUGAUACUUGAGUCCUUUAAUUUAAAUGUUCCAGCUAAUACAUGGUGGUUUGACUCUGGUUCUAUAGUUCAUGUAACCAACUCACUUCAGGGAUUCCUUAUAAUCCAGAAGCUGGAAAGAAACCGAAGAACACUUAAGCUGGGGAAUGGAACAGAACUAGCUAUCGAAGCCGUGGGAACCUUAGAAUUAAUAAUGAAAACUGGUUUAUGUAUUAAACUUUAUGAUACCUU
This is a messenger RNA of Cuscuta campestris, 1494 nucleotides long. The record is from the annotation of a GenBank genome assembly. NCBI's taxonomy places the organism in Eukaryota, Viridiplantae, Streptophyta, Magnoliopsida, Solanales, Convolvulaceae.